AUGCGUUGUUCCCCCUCCGCUCUCUCUCUUUUUCGGUCUGAACUACCAGGCCUACGGAUUACUGAAGCUCGCUAUGUAGGCUAUGCGCUGUUCCCCCCUCCUCUCUCCCUUUGCCUACGGAUUACUGAAGCUCGCUAUGUAGGUUAUGCACUUUUCCCACCUUUCUCUCUCUCUCUUUGUCGGUCUGAACUACCAGGCCUACGGAUUACUGAAGCUCGCUAUGUAGGUUAUGCGCUGUUCCCCACCCUCUCUCUCUCUCUUUGUCGGUCUGAACUACCAGGCCUACGGAUUACUAAAGCUCGCUAUGUAGGCCUACGAAUUACUGAAGCUCGCUAUGUAGGUUAUGCGCUGUUCCCCCCCUCUCUCUCUCUUUUUCGGUCUGAACUACCAGGCCUACGGAUUACUGAAGCUCGCUAUGUAGGUUAUGCGCUGUUCCCACCCUCUCUCUCUCUCUCUUUCGGUUAUGCGCUGUUCCCCACCCUCUCUCUCUCUCUUUGUCGGUCUGAACUACCAGGCCUACGGAUUACUAAAGCUCGCUAUGUAGGUUAUGCGCUGUUUUCCCCCCCCCUCUCUCUCUUUUUCGGUCUGAACUACCAGGCCUACGGAUUACUGAAGCUCGCUAUGUAG
Molecule: messenger RNA, 627 nt
Organism: Acanthosepion pharaonis
Lineage: Eukaryota; Metazoa; Mollusca; Cephalopoda; Sepiida; Sepiidae
Source: the annotation of a GenBank genome assembly